UUCAGAAUCAACUCCCUCUCCCUCUCCCUCAGAAGACCAUGUUUUUUCACAUCGUAUUGGAGCGGAACAUGCAGCUCCACCCUCGCCACUUCGGUCGCGACCUCCGAGAGAAGCUAGUCUCCAAGCUCAUGAAAGACGUUGAAGGCACCUGCAGUGGUCGGCACGGGUUCGUGGUGGCGAUAACCGGCAUUGAGAACGUCGGGAAGGGGCUGAUUCGGGACGGUACUGGGUUCGUGACCUUCCCGGUGAAGUACCAAUGCGUUGUUUUCCGGCCCUUCAAAGGCGAGAUUUUGGAAGCUGUAGUUACCAUGGUCAAUAAGAUGGGAUUUUUCGCUGAAGCCGGGCCAGUUCAAAUUUUCGUGUCAAAUCAUUUGAUACCAGAUGAUAUGGAGUUCCAAUCUGGAGAUAUGCCUAACUAUACAACUUCAGAUGGAUCAGUUAAGAUUCAAAAGGAUAGUGAAGUUCGGUUAAAGAUUAUUGGAACUCGAGUAGAUGCUACAGAAAUUUUCUGCAUUGGUACUAUAAAGGAUGAUUUCUUAGGUGUGAUCAGUGAUCCGGGUGCGAAUGCCUGAUGGAGCUGUUGGUCAUCUCCAGUAUAACAAGAGGAGUGUUGUUUAACAACAUAGAAGUGGCAACCGUGUCUCGAUAAAAGAAAUUGAAGUGUUCAAAUUUGGUACAAUUUCAAGUUGCUCUAUCCGUCUUCCCCAGUUAUGCCCCAUUAGUAGUCUUGAACUCAAUGUUCCUGGGUUGGUCUUCCAUUCUUGGACAGAAAUGUAAAACAAUGGCAUGUAACUCGAGGCAUCUCAAAAUAGUGCCAGGUUUUUGCUCUACCGCGGGUUGUAAUGAAAUGUUCAAAAUCUAUAAGAUGGAUGGGCAUGGUUCUACUA
Diospyros lotus (date-plum) is the source of this 887-nucleotide messenger RNA. Its product is annotated as DNA-directed RNA polymerase II subunit RPB7. The record is from RefSeq and is a predicted model, not a curated record. Gene Ontology annotation, cellular component: P-body; RNA polymerase II, core complex. Gene Ontology annotation, biological process: DNA-templated transcription; positive regulation of nuclear-transcribed mRNA poly(A) tail shortening; positive regulation of translational initiation. Gene Ontology annotation, molecular function: single-stranded DNA binding; single-stranded RNA binding; translation initiation factor binding. NCBI's taxonomy places the organism in Eukaryota, Viridiplantae, Streptophyta, Magnoliopsida, Ericales, Ebenaceae. The coding region runs from base 39 to 572 and encodes 177 amino acids. The transcript has 6 exons.